Molecule: messenger RNA, 1252 nt
Organism: Brassica oleracea var. oleracea
Lineage: Eukaryota; Viridiplantae; Streptophyta; Magnoliopsida; Brassicales; Brassicaceae
Product: protein TIFY 7-like
Exons: 7
Coding region: 153-977 (274 amino acids)
Biological process (GO): regulation of defense response; regulation of jasmonic acid mediated signaling pathway; response to wounding
Cellular component (GO): nucleus
Source: RefSeq, a predicted model, not a curated record
ACACCGUCUCCAAAAGUGUGUCUGCAACAUUACUGAAACGAAACCUUCCCAUUGGAUUCUCACUACCUUUUGUUUUGUUUUUUAAAUUAAAUCUUUUGAGCAGAAACAGAGAAAGAAAAUUGUGUCGUAGUGGUUCUUUGUUUUAGUUCGAGAUGGAAAGAGAUUUUCUUGGUUUGAGCGACAAGAAGUAUCUCAGCAACGUUAAACGCGAGGCCAACGAUGAUCGUGUCGGAGAACGAGUAUUGAGCAAGAAGGCAGCUAUACAAUGGGGAAAGGCAAAGCUCUUGCCUAAUUCAAAUUUCAUGCCUGAUUUUCAGGCGGGCUCUUACCAGCGGGGCCCAGUUUCUGCGGCCAGCAAUCUCCGCAGAAGCCAAUUUAGCGGUGGUGCGUUUCAGAACGCGAAUCCGCCUUUACUUGGCGGUUCAGUUCCGUUAACUAAUCAUUCUUCUUUCCGUCCUGCUUUUAACUUGUCGGCGGAUGCUCGAGUGGCUUCCUCAGGAUCACUACCUCAGCUCACUAUCUUCUAUGGUGGAACUGUUAGCGUCUUUAAUAAUAUAUCUCCUGAUAAGGCUCAAGCUAUUAUGUUAUGUGCUCGGAACGGUUUGAAAGGAGAAACUGGAGAGAGCAGUUUGAAGAAACCAGUUCAAGAAACUGAAAGAGUUUAUGGAAAACAAGUCCAUAACGCUGCUGCUGCUGCGGCAUCAUCAAGCUCUGCCACUUACGCUGAUAGUUUCUCUAGGUGUAGAGACAGACCCGUUGGUGCGACUAAUGCAAUGAGCAUGAUCGAAUCAUUCAACGCAGCAGGUCCUGGAAAUAUGAUUCCUUCAGUUCCUCAAGCUCGUAAAGCCUCAUUGGCUCGGUUCUUGGAGAAGCGCAAAGAGAGGCUCAUGAGUGCACUGCCAUACAAGAAGAUGCUUCUUGAUUUGUCAACCGGAGAAUCAAGUGGAAUGAAUUACCCUUCUGCUUCGCAUACCUAAACAUUUCUUCUUCUUCUUCGGUUUUUAAAACCUCUGUGAGGUUUUAUUACGAUGGUAACUUGUAAUAUAAUCGACAGAUUAUUAUUAUAGCUACCAUUUAUUAUGUUACGAUCAGGAGAAGGCGUCAGGCGUCUAUGUAUUUGAGCAUUGUUGUAAUGGCUUAGUCUGUUAUUGUAGGUUCAUUUUUUUUUAUUUGAAACACUAACAUAUACUAUAUAUUUAUACGUUUGUCAUGUCUGUUAGUGUCAAGAAUAAAAACCAGUAUUGUAAUUUUA